Populus euphratica (Euphrates poplar) is the source of this 1652-nucleotide messenger RNA. Its product is annotated as G2/mitotic-specific cyclin S13-7-like. Gene Ontology annotation, biological process: mitotic cell cycle phase transition. The record is from RefSeq and is a predicted model, not a curated record. Lineage: Eukaryota; Viridiplantae; Streptophyta; Magnoliopsida; Malpighiales; Salicaceae. The transcript has 9 exons. Gene Ontology annotation, molecular function: cyclin-dependent protein serine/threonine kinase regulator activity. Bases 146 to 1513 code for a protein of 455 amino acids.
UCCUCAUCUCUGAAAUUUUCUCAGAAAUCAAGAUAAAGAUUUAGAGAAGAAGAAGAAGAAGAAGAACAAGAAUAAAAGUUUAGAGAUUUGGUUUGUAUUCAAAAGUGAUAAAUCAUAGCAAGGGUUUUUCUUUAAUCAAUCUAAAAUGGCUUCAAGGGUUCAAAAACAUCAACAAGAAGUCAGAGGUGAAGCACUUGCAGGUGUAAACAAGAACGUGAAGAAAAAUGCAGCAGCGGGUGAAGGAAAAAACCGCCGUGUUCUUGGCGAUAUUGGUAAUCUUGUUACUGUUAGAGGAAUGGAAGGCAAACCUCAGCCAAGUCGCCCCAUUACUAGGAGUUUCUGUGCUCAAUUGCUUGCCGCUCAAGCUGCGGCAGCUUUAGAGAACAACAAGAAACAAGUCUGUGUCAAUGUGGAAAAGGUGCCUGCUGCUGGUGUUGAUGGAGUGGAUGCGGUGGGUAGGAAAGUUGCAGUGAAAAAGCCAGCACAGAAGAAAGUUACCGUGAAGCCAAAGCCUGAAGAGGUGGUUGUCAUAAGCCCCGAUAGUGAAGAGGUUGUUAAGCAAGAGAAGCCAGUGAAGAAGAAAAAGGAAGGAGAAGGAUCUACAAAGAAGAACAAGCCAACUCUUACUUCAGUCCUCACUGCUAGAAGCAAGGCUGCUUGUGGUAUUGCAAACAAAUUAAAGGAGCAUAUCAUUGAUAUUGACGCAGCAGAUGUUAACAAUGAUUUGGCUGGGGUUGAAUACGUUGAGGACAUCUACAAGUUCUACAAGCUAGUUGAGAAUGAGAGCCGGCCUAAUAAUUACAUGGACAUGCAGCCUGAGAUAAAUGAGAAAAUGAGAGCCAUUCUUGUGGAUUGGUUGGUUGAUGUCCACCAGAAAUUUCAGCUCUCACCUGAGACUUUUUACCUCACAAUCAACAUCAUUGAUAGGUUCCUUUCAGUAAAGACAGUUCCAAGAAGGGAAUUGCAGCUCGUGGGCAUCGGUGCCACACUUAUGGCUUCCAAGUAUGAAGAGAUAUGGGCUCCUGAGGUAAACGACUUGGUGUGCAUUUCAGACAGAGCUUACAGUCAUGAACAGAUUCUAGUUAUGGAGAAGACAAUAUUGGCAAACCUGGAAUGGACAUUGACAGUGCCUACACACUAUGUAUUCCUUGCUCGUUUCAUCAAGGCAUCAAUUCCUGAGAAGGAAGUGGAGAACAUGGUCAAUUUUAUAGCUGAGUUGGGCAUGAUGCAUUAUGACACUACCAUGUUUUGCCCAUCAAUGGUUGCGGCCUCAGCGGUUUAUGUGGCUCGAUGCACCCUAAACAAAACCCCUUUCUGGACAGACACCCUAAAGAAGCACACUGGUUUCUCGGAACCACAACUUAAGGAUUGUGCUGGAUUGCUAGUGUAUUUCCACUCUAAAGCCGCAGAACAUAGACUUCAGACUGUGUACAGGAAGUACUCAAAGCCUGAGAGAGGAGCUGUUGCCCUACUUCCACCAGCCAAAAAUCUCUUGCCUGGUGGAUUGAGUUAAUGAAGAUCACCAAGCUUUUAUUUCGAAAUUCACAUUGCUUUAUGUGAGAAGAAAAUAUAUAUCUGGACCAGAUUGUUGGAUUAGAUUAAUUUGUUUGUUGCUCCCCCUAAGAGCAAUAAUUUUUUUUCUCCUGAUAUUA